ACUUGCUUGCGCAACAAGGAGGAAGUCAUAGUGAUCCCCAAAACUUCUUCAUCCUCUGACAACUCUUGGAUGGGACUAACAAAGUACUUGUGGUCAGGGUAUGUGUAUGAGUGUCGUAACUGUGGAAUCAUUUACCGGAGUCGCGAGCACUGGUAUGGGAAUGAGGAUGAGGAGAAGGUUCUGCACGUGGAGUAUCGACAUGUCUGGCCUCAGGGUGUCUCCACCCUCGACGGCACUCACAACGCGGCGCGGAAGGUUCUGGAGGGUUUCCACUACCUGGCCGACACCAUCAGCAGCGUGAGCUCGGGCCCCACCAAAGUCCUGAGUGAGUGGACGGCCGACAAGAUCAACCCCGCCUACUGGGUACCCAACUCGGAGAUCAUAAAAUGUUCUGGCUGUGAGAUGCUGUUCACGUGUUCGGAGCAGAAGCAUCAUUGCCGAGCCUGUGGCAAAGGUUUCUGUGCCGAUUGCUCAUCUCGCCGCAAACCCGUGCCAGAGAGAGGGUGGGGGGAGGAGCCGGUCAGGGUCUGUGACAAGUGCUACAACCGAAAAGACACAGAUGCCUUGAGCACUUCCUCUGAGCAGACAGCACUCACAGCUCGCAAGGUUGGAGAAGCUUUCUCGUCUACCUUCUCCGUUGUUGCCUCAGCACUGGACUACCCAAUGGGUAUGAUUAAGAACUCGGCCCGGCCAGCCUACUGGGUCCCGGACGAGGAGAUCACGUCUUGCUGCGUGUGCGGUGACAAGUUUGGCCCGAGGCUUUCCAUCCACCAUUGCCGCGUGUGCGGGAACGGAGUCUGCGAGAAGUGUUCCCCGAGCAAGCGCGUGGUGGCGUUCAGGGGCUGGGACUACCCGGUGCGGGUGUGCACUAAGUGCGAGAAGAAGACGGACAGGAUUUGACGAGGUGGUGUGACAUUAACACUUUGCCAUUAUAUUUUGGGGAAAAUCCAAAGAAACUGGAUGGUAAACAUCACCAAUCUGCCAGAUGAGGCGGCAAAGUGUUAAGUGCGAUAAGAAAUCGCACAGGAUUUGAUGAGGUGGCGUGACGUUAAGUGCGAGAAGAAGAGGGACAGGAUUUGAUGAGGUUGCGUGACACUAAUUGCGAGAAGAAGACAGACAAUUUGAUGAGGUGGCGUGGCGUGGCAGUGACUGACCUUGUUGUACAUCUGCUCUGCUCGCUCCGUGCACAAAUGUCUUGACCUUGAUCUUCUUCCUGUUGGCUGUCUCGAGAGCUGAGUGUGAUGGAUGUAAGUCUUCACAGGGAGAGAAUGUAAGCCGUCGCACAUCCUAUAAUGCAUACUCGUUGUCGUACUGGUCUUUUUUAAUUGCAUUGCGUUGUUCGAAGGACGCAGUUGGGUUGUUGGGGCGCGGGGGCGGGCGAUGUUAUGUGAUGUCGAGGGCUAUUUUAUUUCCUAAUGACAGUUUUACAGCCCCAUUGUGGUUGUAGAUCUAUAGCCCCUUCUGUUCAGGUUUUGAAAAUGAAAUGUUGGCAAGCCCCAUUUUUUUUUUUACUUUUCCUUUCUUCAUAUGGGUUUUCCUAUCAAAAUAAUGGGAUACCUCAUUUUAUGAUAGAGGCCUUUUUCAUGAGAAUAUUGAAUAAUUCACGUGUCAGAUAUGCCCCAAGUCAUGAUUGAGGGCGGUAAACUUUUUUUUUUUUUUUUUUUUUUGGUCGUCACACAGAAGAGAGUUUGUCGUUUUCAUUUCCUUAUUUAUCUCUAUGCGAUUAAUCAGUCAGUCUGAGAUGAGUGGAAAACAAAAAGAAAGUUUUUAAUUUCCAUUUUGUUAUAAGAUUUUCAUAAACUUUCAUCAAAAACUCUUGGCCGAAUGGAAACCAUAUAUUUUUUUUAGGAUUGGCAUAAUAAUGUGGAUUCUGUACACAGAUCCUGUUGUGAACUUAUAAUAAUUUAUUUUUUUAACCAGCCAUAAGAAUUUUAGGCUUGACACAUGGGAAACUAUUGACAUCCUAUAAUCCCGUAACAGGAGCAUUGUUGGAGUUUUCAGAUACAUCAAGUGAAGUUUGAAUCAUCAUAAAUCAUAUUACGUGUGAACUAUUUGUUGUGAACUUAUGACUUUGCAUACCCGACAUUGUUGGAUCUUGUAUUAAGAAGGGGGGGGGGGGGGGGUCAUGGUAGUAAAUGAUGUACUAUUACUGGAAGCUACUGUAAUUAAAUCAGAGUCAUAGCAGUGGAAGUGGUCUGGUUGGGAAAUGAUUUAUUUUUACGGAAGCCAAACAUGCUUUUUAUUUGUGACCUUUAUGGCCUUCAGAAAUGAAUGUAUGAAUGUGCUUACUUAGCUUUUGGGGUUUUUUAUUUUCCGUAAAAGACUCUAAUGGUCUGUGAUUGGUUGCAAGUAACAAAUCAGGACGCUGGGCUUGUGUGUCCUGCUGCGGCCAUCAAUGUUUCAGCUGUGUUGUUGCUUCGUGGACGUCACAGCAAUGUUGAUGAAAUGUGCAAUGAAGGGAUGCAAUUUAUUUAAAUUGUAUGUAUAUCUUGCUGCAACAACAAAAUAAAAGUGUUCUAUGUAGUUUCCAUGUUGUAUGACUGUACUUACCUCGAAGCUGGUCAAGAAGAUUGACUCAAAGGCCAAAGAAAAGAUGUUCUGUCGCAUGAUAUUGGGACUGAAGUCAUCUCAUGUGAGUGGCCGUAGUAUAAACAGUAACCAAAAUGUCAAAUGAAAAAA
Aplysia californica (California sea hare) is the source of this 2679-nucleotide messenger RNA. Its product is annotated as zinc finger FYVE domain-containing protein 1. Gene Ontology annotation, molecular function: metal ion binding. The record is from RefSeq and is a predicted model, not a curated record. NCBI's taxonomy places the organism in Eukaryota, Metazoa, Mollusca, Gastropoda, Aplysiida, Aplysiidae.